Messenger RNA from Owenia fusiformis, 1841 nucleotides. Lineage: Eukaryota; Metazoa; Annelida; Polychaeta; Sabellida; Oweniidae. The record is from the annotation of a GenBank genome assembly.
CACUUUAUCAUGAAAGUUUUUCAACGCGUACUAAUAUUUAUAGUUCCAAUAUGGCGGCCCCCAUGAAUUUUUGAAAACCACACAAUUUGGCAACAUUUUUGAUAAUAUUCAAUUCCCUGAUCAAUAAAUACUCAUUAAGAAGCUGAGAGACAGCUGACAAACAUAUUUGGCUAUCAGUUGAUAUAUAGAAGUAGUUGAUUGAAUAAUAGAGAGGAUGGCAAAAUGUAACGCAGGAAACCAGCUGACACAUGAUAAUUGGGAUGAUGAGGAGGACACGGAAGAGGCUGGGAUCUUCAAACAGGCGAGUGUUGAGGACUUAAAGAAGCGCACAAUAAAAACAACAAAGAGGCGGGUGCCAGGAGCGACAGGAGGGAGUGAGGGUGGUGCUUUCAAAGGAUUUGCUGGAUUUGGAGCCACAAAAUCGGAUUCAAAAGCACCAUCAUUUAGCUUUGGAAGCCAACCUACAUCUACAUCAUUUGGUGGUCUAGCUUCAUCAAAAUCAAAUGGAUCAACAACAGUGCCAAGUUUUGAUCUAAAACCAAGCUCAAACAUGUCUGCUACACCAGCAACCUCAGGUCUGUCUGCUGCGGUAAGCAGUACAUCUGCUCCCAAUACUUCAAAUGGAGGCUCAAAAGUGAAAAGUUCAGAAUAUUUACGUGAACUGAAAAAUUUGAAUAAAAGUGUAUCAAAAUGGAUCAAAGAUCAUGUAGAUGGGAACCCUUACUGUAUACUGACACCAAUAUUCAAGGAUUACGAGAAACACUUGAGUGAGAUUGAAAAGAAGUUUCCCCAGGAUAGUGAAGCAGAAAGUGAGAGUGAUCAAGGUUCCAAAACAAGCACAUCAGAUGAUCUUAAAACACCAUCUAUCAUGAAAGCUCCCGAUGUAUCUUCUUCUGGUGGAUUUAAGUUUGGUGCAACAAUGAUGAAAUCAACUUCACAAGAUUCUACUAAGCCCAGCCCCGCACUCACAUCCAAUGAACCCAAAGAGAAUAAAGCAAGCACAGAGCCUGCCAAACCCUCUAGUAGUUUCACAUUUGGCCAACCUCCAUCAUCCACUGACAAGUCACAAAAUGGAAAGUCUCUCGGCUCUGAGGGUAAGCUGUCUACUGGAUUUACAUUUGGAAAUGCUGCAACGGGAGGAUCAGUAUUUGGUGCUGGGUUGAAGCCAUUCAGUUUUGCCAGUAAACCUCCAGGCGGUGGCAACGAGACUGGGAGUUCACAGGCGCAGUCACAAGAGGGAGCCACGGGAGAUGAUGAGGAAUAUGUGCCUCCUAAAGCAGAAGUUAAGGAGAUAAAGGAAGAUGGGGCUGUAUACACUAAAAGGUGCAAGCUGUUCUAUCAGAAGGAGGGGAAAUGGACUGAGAAGGGUGUUGGGAACAUGUUCUUGAAGCCUGUUGAUGGCAAGACACAGUUGAUAAUCAGGGCAGAUACUAACUUAGGUAACAUUCUACUAAACAUACUACUGAACAGUGCUAUGCCAGUUAAACGACAGGGAAAGAACAAUGUCACUUUAAUGUGUGUUCCCAACCCCCCUUUGGAUCCCAAGGCUGAUGAUACUUCUGUUGUACCAAUGCUAAUCCGUGUCAAGACUGGGGAAGAUGCCGAUGAAAUGUGUGAGAAAAUAAAUGAAAUGAAAGGAUGAAGUUCACAUUAAAGGACACUCCCUGUAUAUAUGGUUAAUCUUGGAACUAGCUACAUAUUUUCAUGACCUUGUUUGAUAUGAUUAAUGAUCAUAAAUUCUGUACAAAGAAAUUAUAUAAUGAAUGUGAUUUAUAGAGAAAUGACCCAUUUUCAAUUUUCCAGUGAAUUUUUUAUGUAUGGUUUUUUCUCAUUUUCAAGUG